Octopus sinensis (East Asian common octopus) is the source of this 1155-nucleotide messenger RNA. RefSeq lists its product as uncharacterized. The coding region runs from base 87 to 1073 and encodes 328 amino acids. Lineage: Eukaryota; Metazoa; Mollusca; Cephalopoda; Octopoda; Octopodidae. The transcript has 7 exons. The record is from RefSeq and is a predicted model, not a curated record.
CCUGUAUGCCGAUUCGCAAUAUCAAUGAACGGUGCUAAACUGAAGACUGAAAGGUCCUGCAGCACAUACAGAAAAGUGUUGAAGCUAUGAGAAACAAUACCCUUACAUGCAAUAAACGGACGAAUGGCACGUCUUGUACUGGUUGUUGCGUCGGACACUUAUGUAACAAGAAUGAUUUCAUUGGCUGGACCAAAUCCCUCGUAUUUCGUUUGAUUUUUAAAAAGUUCAACGAAUAUAAAAUCCCCGCUGAGAACAUAUCAAGAGCCAUUGAGCAUGACCUUUCAACCGUGACGGGAACAUUUAGAGUUGAAGACUGUGGCUCAAACAGAAUUAAAAUAUUUGCUAUUUACUGUACAGUAUUUAGCGAAAUGACUGAAAGUCAACUGCGGCGCAAUAUCUCCCAAGUUUUGAACAAAUCCCAGGCAUUGCUUAACAUAGGAGUUCAGAAACUUCACUUGAAAUUGCUUGAUGAACGAAACAUCGACAGUAUUUUGGAGGAGGUUUUAGAUGUAUCCCAGAAAUCAGUGUAUUUCAAAGAAGAUGUUGAAUUGGCUGUAGACCUUCACGAGAAAAUGGUGCCACUUGUAUCGAAAGUGUCGGCCAAUAUAACUUUGAACCACACACUUCGUAGUAUCAACAAUUUGUUAAACAUACCAGAGGAGGUUCUGGCCGAGACAGAACAAGAGAAUAGAAGUGCCAACAGAUUGCUGCAUCUUAUACAAGAAAUCCCAGAAAAGAUUCCACUGGAGGAGCAGCAAGUCACAGCUAUCUAUUCUAAUCUUGGUAUUGGUGUUGCCAAAGUGAAUCCGGACGCAUUCGAUGGUCUUUUCUAUGGGGUUUCCUACGGAACCAAUGAACCAAGAAGAAAAACAAUGAUAUACGACUCACCAAAUCCCGACCAACAAGAAGCAGAUGCGAAGAUCAUGGCAUCUAUUUCAUUACCAAGGAGUUUAUUAAAACAUCUGAAAGACGAAGAAAGGUCAUCCGUUUCGCGGAUAACUUUUUUCUCCAUGCGGGACGAUAAGCUAUAUAGGGUAUGGAACAAAAACGGACAUUUUUCAUCUUCUUGUUGACAGGAGAAUGUUUGGAUGCAUUGAGGCUCUUUUUGAUAAUAAUAGAAACAAUACUAAUGUAACAUAACUGCCAAUGUUUAUG